GGCUGCGCGCGGUUGACGUGUUCGCCGGCUGCGGAGGCGGCGAGGCUCUGGGAGGGGAGGGGGUGAGGUGGGGGCUGAACCCGGAAGUGGGUCGCCGCUGGUGCGAGCGCGCCCGGAGUGGAGCUCAGCGGCCGGGAGCCAGCGGGGGAGCCCUGGGUUCCCGACCAUGAAACCCUCGGGCACGCCCCUCCAGAAGCCGUUAGCCAAGACAAUCUAGUUUUCUUUUAUGAAUCUCUUAAGACACUUAUGAAGUUUCUUGUUCUGAAAUCGCUGUACUGCAAUGAAGAAAAGGAGAAAGGUUACUUCAAAUCUUGACGAGAAGAUCCAUCUAGGCUAUCACAAAGAUUCUUCCGAGGGAAAUGUUGCAGUAGAGUGUGACCACGUGACCUACACUCAUUCUGCAGAAAGACCAACUCCUGAAGCUCUUCACUGUUAUCAGGAACUUCCUCCCUCUCCAGAUCAGAGAAAACUUCUGAGUUCUUUGCAGUAUAAUAAGAAUUUGCUCAAGUAUUUAAAUGAUGACAGGCAGAAACAACCAUCUUUCUGCGAUUUGCUUAUCGUAGUAGAAGGAAAAGAAUUUAGUGCGCAUAAAGUAGUCGUGGCUGUUGGCAGUAGUUAUUUUCAUGCGUGUUUGAGCAAAAACCCAAGCACUGAUGUUGUCACCCUGGAUCACGUAACACAUUCAGUUUUUCAGCAUUUGCUUGAAUUUCUUUACACAUCAGAAUUUUUUGUGUACAAAUAUGAAAUACCUCUUGUUUUAGAGGCGGCAAAAUUUUUGGACAUUAUAGACGCAGUGAAACUGCUAAAUAAUGAAAAUGUUGCCUCUUUUCAGUCAGAACUAACUGAAAAGCCAUCACCAGAAGAAACUCUAAGUGAACUAACUGGAAGACUGUCAAGUAAUCAUCAGUGCAAAUUCUGUAGUAGGCAUUUUUGUUAUAAAAAGUCCUUAGAGAAUCACUUGGCUAAAACUCAUAGGUCCCUUUUGUUAGGGAAAAAACAUGGGUUAACAAUGCUGGAGAGAAGUUUUUCCUCCAGAAGAUCAAAAAGGAAUCGAAAGUGCCCUGUUAAGUUUGAUGACACCAGUGAUGAUGAACAAGAAAGUGGUGAUGGCUCGGACAAUUUGAAUCAAGAAAGUUUUGAUAAGGAAAAGUCAGAUAGAAAUGAUUCUGAGGAUGCUGGAAGUGAAUAUAAUGCUGAAGAAGAUGAGCUAGAAGAGGAGAUGUCAGAUGAAUACUCUGACAUUGAAGAACAAAGUGAAAAAGAUAAUAAUGAUGCAGAAGAGGAACCUGAGGCUGGUGAUUCUGUAGGAAGUAUUCAUGAGGGUUUAACUCCAGUAGUCAUUCAGAACAGUAACAAAAAAAUAUUGCAGUGCCCUAAAUGUGAUAAAACCUUUGACCGAAUAGGGAAAUAUGAGAGCCACACCCGUGUUCACACAGGUGAGAAGCCCUUUGAGUGUGAUAUUUGUCACCAGCGCUAUUCGACCAAGUCUAACCUAACUGUUCACAGAAAGAAGCACAGUAAUGAAACAGAAUUUCAUAAGAAGGAGCACAAGUGCCCUUACUGUAAUAAACUUCACGCAAGCAAGAAGACUUUAGCCAAGCAUGUUAAGAGAUUUCAUCCUGAAAAUGCACAAGAAUUUAUUUCCAUUAAAAAGACUAAAAGUGAAAGUUGGAAAUGUGAUAUUUGUAAGAAAUCUUUUACUCGAAGACCACAUUUAGAAGAGCAUAUGAUCCUACAUUCUCAAGAUAAACCUUUUAAGUGUACCUAUUGUGAAGAACACUUCAAAUCACGGUUUGCACGGUUAAAACAUCAAGAAAAGUUUCAUCUGGGUCCUUUUCCAUGUGAUAUAUGUGGUCGUCAGUUUAAUGACACUGGAAAUUUGAAACGCCAUAUAGAAUGUACGCAUGGUGGGAAGAGAAAAUGGACUUGUUUCAUCUGUGGAAAAUCAGUACGAGAAAGAACCACUUUGAAAGAACAUUUGAGAAUCCAUAGUGGAGAAAAACCUCAUCUUUGUAGUAUUUGUGGGCAAAGUUUUCGUCACGGAAGUUCAUACAGACUUCACUUACGAGUACAUCAUGAUGAUAAAAGGUACGAGUGUGAUGAAUGUGGAAAAACAUUUAUUCGUCAUGAUCACCUUACAAAGCACAAAAAAAUACAUUCAGGUGAAAAAGCUCAUCAGUGUGAAGAAUGUGGAAAAUGUUUUGGUCGUAGGGAUCAUCUCACUGUUCAUUACAAAAGUGUACAUCUUGGAGAGAAAGUGUGGCAAAAAUACAAAGCAACAUUUCAUCAAUGUGAUGUUUGUAAGAAAAUUUUUAAAGGCAAAUCAAGUCUGGAAAUGCAUUUUCGGACCCAUUCAGGUGAAAAACCAUACAAGUGUCAGAUUUGCAAUCAGUCUUUUAGAAUUAAGAAAACGUUAACAAAACACCUGGUUAUUCAUUCUGAUGCUCGCCCUUUCAACUGUCAGCACUGUAAUGCAACAUUUAAGCGGAAAGACAAGCUGAAAUACCACAUUGACCACGUCCAUGGGAUAAAAUCUCCUGAUGAUCCUCUCAGUGCUUCUGAAGAAAAACUUGUGUCCUUGCCAGUGGAGUACUCAUCCGAUGACAAAAUUUUUCAAACAGAAACAAAACAAUAUAUAGACCAGCCCAAAGUUUAUCAGCCAGAAGCCAAGACUCUGCUGCAGAACGUGUCUGCUGAGGUAUGUGUUCCAGUGACACUGGUUCCAGUUCAGAUGCCCGACCCCUCCAAUGAUCUGGUGCGUCACACUACCACACUGCCACCUUCUUCUCACGAGAUCCUGUCACCCCAGCCUCAGGCAACUGAUUACCCACGAGCAGCUGAUUUAGCUUUUCUGGAAAAAUACACUCUGACUCCUCAGCCAGCAAAUAUAGUUCAUCCAGUCCGACCUGAACAAAUGCUAGAUCCUAGAGAACAGUCUUACCUGGGAACAUUACUGGGCCUUGAUAACACUACUGCUGUUCAGAAUAUUGCUCCUGAUGAGCAUCACCCGUGAGGAGAGCCAGACAUUCCAUAGACCUUCUACGGUGAUGUGCUGAUGGGAGCCAGGAGCUGGUGGCUUCUAAAUGAGUAAGACUGCUAUUAUUUCAUCUUCUCGAGUUUCUCAAGUCCUCAGAACACUUGCAAAUCAAGAAAAACCAUUUCUGUUUACUGAACAUCUGAAUAUUUGGACACAUUUUUUGCCAUAAAUGAACAUUUUUGUGAUUUUUUUUAAAGAUAGUUUAGUGCUACUUUUUAGUGGGCUUUCAGACUUUCAGAAUUAGCUACUGACAUUAUGGGGUUUUUGUUUGUUUGUUUGUUUAGACAUCAUUGCAAAUUUUUAUUCUUUUGUUUAAUUCUUUUAUCCCUUCUCCAUUUUACAGACAAGUUUAAGGACUGUGUAGCUUUUAAGAAGGAAUGUAAGACCAUACUGGUAAUUGUAAUGGUUCCUAUCCUAACUUCAAUUCAUUAUUCUUUCACCCAGGUUUUUUUUAAGUCGAAAUUAGGUACUUAAAUUUAUAAGAAAAUCUUAGAUAUUUCUGUGUUGCCUUCCCAUUGAUCCAUAAUCCAGAUUAUUACCCUUUGGACAUUUAACAAACUCAAAGCCAGGAAGCUAAUUGAUGUAGGGUUAUCUUGUUAAAUGAAAUGUAGGAUUGAAAUAAUUAUCCACAUAAUUGACUUUUUCCCAGUCUUCAGUUACUGUGAAUAAGAAAUAUAAACAUAGGUCUAGAUAUCAAAUUUAAAAGAAAAAUAUGACAUAAACUUGUCUAGUUAUCUUUAACAUUAAGUUCACCUUCGGUGUUUUGAUAUUUAUUUCAGAAACAUUAACGACACAUUGCAACAUACAUCUUCAUCUCACUAAGGAAGUGGCAGUUUAAGUGAUGUGGUUUAAUUCAACAUGCUGUUUUUGCUUUCAUUUACUUUGGCUGAGGGAGACUUUGGGAAGCAGGAUCUAGAGAUUUCAUGUAUAAUUGUUAGAAACAGUGCCAAAUUAUAAAUUUGUGUCUCAUUUAAUUCAGUGUUGAAUUAAGUGGAAGCACUUCUUGUAUACAGAUUUUCACGUAGUCCAGAUCAUCACCUUUGCUUUCACAUAGGCCUAAUGCCUAUCGUAUCCUUGGUUUUUAUUUUUGUAUGAGACAAAAAGUUGAGGACUUGGUGAAAGAAAAUAGCAGUUACCAUAAAGCCUCAUUGAUUAAAUUUAAUUGAGAAAAAAGUAAGAAUGAUAAAAUACCUUUAAAGACAUGCACUUUCCCUAUUUUCAAGUCAAUUUAACUUAAACUAGGAGAACAUUUCCUAGUAGAGUUGCUUGAGGAUUAGACUAGGCAGGGUUGAUUUAUUAUUAGCAUGUCAUUUGUAUAUAAACUACUGGAAAAUAAUAGUUUCUAAAGUUUUCUAUUUCAGUUUUGUUUACACUCCUAAUUGCGUUAAGCACUUUGUGUGUGUGUGUGUGUAUGUGUGUAUGUGUAAACUGUAAAGGCUGGCCUGGCCCUUGUGAAAAGGAAAAUCACAAAUAAAAUAAUGACCUUUUAAUGAGUAAAGUCAAACCAGUUAGUAAUGGCAGGAACUGUUUGUUGAAGCACUUAAGAAAUGAAGGUACUUUACAGGAACAUUUGCCAUACUAGUGAAGAUAAAACAAAGGAAAGAAAUGUUGAGAAUUGAGGCAGUUAACCAAAGCUGUUCUUAAAAUAGUAAAACCAACCCGAGUUUUGCCUCAUUUAUCAAAGUUUGUUUGUAAUUUUCUUAAACCAGUAGAUAUAAUGACUAUAUUCUUCUUUUUAAAGCAUUCUUAUUUACUUUGUGUGGAGAUGUUAUAUCUGGGGUACUUACAUGAUUGAGCUUGACUAAAUGUGGUACUUUUAGUCUGUUAGUCUUUCAAAUUGACUUAUUAAAAAUACUUACCUUUAUGAUUUUUAUCAUAAAGACUGACAAGAUUGUAACUGAAAUCUUACUAUAAUGAAAAAUCAUACCUAAAAAUAUACCCUGUCUUAUGUAGAAAAUUUGGACUUACAAAAAGGCAAAUGGUAUAUGUAUGUGUAUGUAUAUGAUACAUGUUCGGUAGCAGAAAAAGAGGAUAUUGCAUUUUCACAUUGAAAAGAAUACUUUGCUUUUUGAAGGUGUUUACUUGAGGGUUCUUUUAAUAAUGUCCUAAUGCUUUAAAUAUAUGAUUUAAUUGUAGGAAUUGGUUUACAUAGAACUGUUUUGGAAUAAUCUCUUAUGUAAAGUAGAAUACAGUUGUAUAAUUGUAUUUGGUUAUUAUUGUAGAUAUCUUGAAUAGCGGUUUACUGUUUUAUAAAAUGCUUUCGUACAUAUUAUCUCAUUUGAACCUCAUAACCAGCUCGGAAAUAGAAAGAGCAUGUGGUAUACCCAUUUUGGAGAUGAAGAAUCUGAGGUUAAGCUCGAAGGAUUCCUUUAAGCUCGCGUGUCGAGUGAGUGGCAAGAGCUCAUGCUGGGGAAGGAAGCCAACGAGCAUUAACGAAUGCUUACUCUGUGCCAGGCACGACAUUCCCUCCCAUCUGAACCUAGUCUGGGAGGUAGGUAAUAUCAUUCUUAGGAAGAAAUGGGUUUAGUAGGUGGAGAAACAAAAUGAAACAAACAAAUCUGCUGUCUCUAAUUUCCAAAAAUUUAAACAAUUUUAAAAUUGUGGAAACCUCAUGGAUUUAGGCAAACUGAAUGUAUGUAAGCUUUAGAGGUUGGCACAAAGAAUAUAAGAUGAGGCCUCGUCUUCUCAGUUGACCUUUUAUAAUAUUUGAUUUAGCGUAUGUUAGACAAAUGUUUUAUAACUAAAAUUCAUUUAUUUUAUAACUGUACUUAAAAUUUUGAGUCUUGCGACUAAGUUUAGCCUUAUUCAGAAUGUUUUAUUUUAUAAGCAUAAUUUAUUGUUUUAAAUUAAUUUUUUUUGCAGAUAGCAGUUAGCACUUAAUCUGUAAAUUGAAUAAUUUAUCAAGUGCAGAAAUUUGUUAACCUAAUCGGUUUUGACUUAAAUGCACCAAAGACUUUUAGUAGGUAUUAAAUAGUUUAAAAGAAUUUAAAUUCUGUGUUGUUUGAAUAAAUAUUUGUCCAAAGAAGCACAGUUGAAGUCCUAGGAUAGUGGAGUUUUUUAAAAAUCGUUAGUUUGAAUACCGAAAUUAGGUAUUAAGUGUUUGUGUUUAUAUGCAUCAAAUAAGAGCAGAAGAAAAUACUCUGGGAAUAGUCAGACUUCCAAACCAAUUAAUUACAGGGAGGAAUAUUCAGUUUUCCUCAGUUUAAUUAGUUGAAUGUUAUGUUUUUAGUGAACACUAUUACAUGCUAAUAUGCCUUUUUUUUACACUACACUAUCAAAAUAAUUUUUGCUUUAGAAAUUUUUUUAAGUCAAGUUGAAGUUAUUUUUGUAAGAAACCCCACCUAUUUUUGCAGCCUAAAAUUAUAGUUUGUUCCUCAUGCCAGCAAAAUUUAACCGACAACUAUACAGGUAGUGAUCUUUGCUUACUCUUUAAAUAAUUUAGACAUUCAUUGCUGGGAGAAGAGGAAUAACAAAAAUAGGGGUUUAAAUUGGUGCUUUAUUAAGUGACUUCCUUUUAAAUGAUGGUAGGUCAUGAAAUACACUAAAAAUUUCCUAUCAGUCUUACAAAGUGUUAAAGCAUCUUUAUAGGGUGACUAUAAAGUGUUAGUUAAGGGCUAAUACUCAAUUAAAUAUCAUUCAUUGUUUUCACUCUAUAGUUGUAAACAAAUUAAAAACACAGUUAAACUGGUAUGUUUAUAAGCUUCAGUUUUUCUUACCAUAUCACUCUUAUCAUUGAUGAAAAGUCAGAUUUUGAGCAGUAGCUCUUUGGCAGUGUCCUUUCAUACCCAGUCCUUUCUGGAUUCAAUGCUUUGUGCCUUUUCAAUGUAUUGUGGUUGCUUAGUGUUGAUUCUGCUGGCUAGAUUGUACUGGUAGUAAUAAUAAUAGUAACAAUCCUUUUUCUUGUUUUGGUUAUGAGCCUAAUGGUCGUGUUGCCUGCUGGUUGGGCAACAACUUUUUUUUAGGUUUCUUUAUAUUUGGAGAUUGGCACUUAGUAUUAGUUGGACGUUUGGUUUUAUGAUUUAUUUAUCUUUUUUUUUUUUUUUAAAUCUCUAUUUUGACCUUUCUUGUUCUUGUGAAGCCACUCCUGGGCCUGUCUCUAGAUGCUUAUUAGAGGAAUCUGACAAAUAAAAUGCGUAGUUUGUCUGCCUCUCUGUCUCUAUCUCUCCCUUCAUUUUUUUUUUUUUAAAUAACCAGUUACAAAAUAACCAUACAACUCUGCACUGAAUGACUUCUUAUUUCAGUUUGCCUAAAACUGAACAAGAGGUGACGGUUUGAGAUGAGUUUCUCAUAAAGAGCAGCAACAUCCCAACCAACCUGGAUCUUGAGUUAUGAACUCAGGAAAAACUAGGGCUUUUAAAUGAAGUAAUAUUUGAAUAUUCUAAGAUUCAGUGCCAAAUUUAAAAUGACUAAAAAAGUAUUCUUUAAUAAGAAACAAGUAGCAUUUCUUAAAGCAUUAUGGUAAAUGUUACUUGCUGCUAGACUGAAUAGUGGAUAAUGUGAGAAUAAUUUCGGUUUCUAGGAGCUAGACAUUUUUUUCUUAGAUCCUUCUCUUGUGCACAUUUCUCUCAGCAUAGUUUGUAGUGGUUUCUUUGGGACCCUCCUCACCUCCUCUAAAAUUAAUUUUAAUUGAGAUACUUUCUCCUUAGAAUGUUAGCAUGCUUUCUGCUCUUCCUUUUUGGAAAUAGCAUUUAUAAUAAGUAAUAAGAUUAGGUUGUGCGGAAGAUGAGAGAAAAACGGUUUGGUAGAGAGUGUUUAUGUUUCGCUUACUUUUUAUGUUUCAACUUGGCUGUAUAAUGAUCUUCAGUCUUUAUCUCUUGAAAAAAAUCCCAAGCAAUUUAAAUUUAGCCUUUGCAGCCAUUUGUGUAAGGAGAAAUUAAGGAUUAUGUUCAGAGCAUGGAGGGUUAUACAAAGGUGAACAUAACCUCUCCCCCACACACACACCAAAUUCUUAGGCAAAAAAAGUAAUUUCAAUGCUUGUAUUAUGUUGGAGCUUCUAGAACAUUUCUUAUUAAUGAAGAGCAUGUACACAAUUCAUUGUUACUGUGCCUCUGCUUGGUAUUCCUGCUUGCAUUAAAGUUGGACAAUGUACUGUGGCGUAAUUAUAAAAUUUGUAUUCCUUCCAGCAAUCAGACUCUUACCCCAUAGUUGAAACUAUUGCAAUUGAUGAGUGUGGCUGCCAAUGAUACACAAAGCUGGGGAUUUAACUGCUCCCUGUUGUGUGUAAAUGUUCUGAUGAAGGGAAUUUAUGAUGUACAUUAAAGUAGAAAUGCUUUUGAACUUGUUUCGGUCUCAAAUCAUAAUUUUUGUUUUUAAUUAAGGACACUUUUAAAAGCAGUUACAAAGGCAAUUCUGAAAUAUCAAAACGCAUUAUUGUCAACUGUGUGUAAAGUAUCUUGUGAGUUUUAUAGAUAUUUUGGUUGUCUCGUUUCUUACGUACAAAUGUCUUUAUAGAAAAAUUCAGUUCUCUGUGAAGAAUAGAAAGUGUAUUGUAUAUUGAACUAGUUCUUUGUGUUAUUUUGAUAUUUAAAAUAAAUACAAAGUUCCUUGGUCCUAA
Messenger RNA from Tupaia belangeri chinensis (Chinese tree shrew), 8591 nucleotides. It is a transcript of the gene ZBTB41, whose product is annotated as zinc finger and BTB domain containing 41. Gene Ontology annotation, cellular component: nucleus. The record is from RefSeq and is a predicted model, not a curated record. Lineage: Eukaryota; Metazoa; Chordata; Mammalia; Scandentia; Tupaiidae. Gene Ontology annotation, biological process: regulation of gene expression. The transcript has 11 exons. The coding region runs from base 281 to 3013 and encodes 910 amino acids. Gene Ontology annotation, molecular function: protein binding.